AUGACACCACUUACAAGAUGGUUUAACCGACCCAGAAAGAAUAGUUCACCCACUCGACUAGCUCUAUCAGAAUUCAUGAAUAUUUCAUCCAGUCAACAACAAAAGUUUACAUUUCCAUCUAAUCGACAUGAAUCCAGUCAAAGUAGUAGUAGUCGUACACCCAUGUUGAUUACUUCAUCAUUUUAUAAUCGAGAAUACCCAUUUGAUACACACGAAAGUAUCACGGAUGAGGACAAUGACGAAGAAAAAGAGGUUAUAUCCAGACCAAUUACACCUGAUUUACAACCGCCGCAGUAUCAAACUAUUUAUAAUCAACAAACAUCAUAUGCACCUACGCAAUUGAUGGAUAUACCACAACAACCAUCCUACAACCAUACCCAACAUUACCAUAGUAACAGCAUGCCCCCUUUAACUCAGUAUCAUGUAGAUUACAUGCAAAUGCCACCACCAGAAUCAACAGAGUACAUUAAUAUACCAUCACAAACAGAGUACAUUAAUAUACCACAACAGACACAGUACCUAUCUCAUCAGCCAUCGAUAAGCCGUGAGGAUGUUUUUCAAUCACAUGAGCGACCACGACAGUCACGCUAUCGAUCUACACAAGAAAGAGUACCAACCCCCUAUGUCAACAAUCAAAGAUAUUCCGAUGAAGAAGACGAUCAGCAGGUGAACGGAAAAAGGUUUUCGGCGGACGACAUUGCGCGGUUUGAAAAAUUAAAGGAUGAUUUCAAAAAGCUGGAGAAAAAGCAUAAACGAAAAGAACAACGUGUACAAGAAUUAGAAUACUUGUUGUCUAAAUCAUUGGAAUCACAAGUACUAAAUCAACAUUUAUACUAUUAUCGCCUAGAGGAAAAUAGGCUACGAGAUUACUAUAUACAACAACAGAAAUGGACACACACAAACGAUGUGAGAAAAAACAGGCCAUUUUGA
Messenger RNA from Mucor mucedo, 930 nucleotides. RefSeq lists its product as uncharacterized. The transcript is spliced from 2 exons. The coding region runs from base 1 to 930 and encodes 309 amino acids. Lineage: Eukaryota; Fungi; Mucoromycota; Mucoromycetes; Mucorales; Mucoraceae. The record is from RefSeq and is a predicted model, not a curated record.